Symbiodinium pilosum is the source of this 2169-nucleotide messenger RNA. The record is from the annotation of a GenBank genome assembly. NCBI's taxonomy places the organism in Eukaryota, Dinophyceae, Suessiales, Symbiodiniaceae.
AUGGACAACAUCGGCCUCCAGUUUGGGCUCAUGAAUUCCUUGGGCCGCCUUGCGGGAGACAGCCCUCUUGUCAGCAUCCUGCUGUGCGCCUUGGUCCCCUUUCUGCUGAAGGAGGUCCCUCGUCUUCUCGAAGCUGUCUGGGCGCUUGUGGAAAGGCACCUUGCCGCUGGGCGGAUGUAUUACACCAGGCGCAUCGUCUUCACACAGGGGGACAACAUGAAUGUUCAUAGCUUUCACGGUCCACGGGACGUUCUCGGCUCUGAAGAGACGUCCACGGAGCGCAACAACAUCUUGCAGAAGGCGAUCCGUUUGUACAUCAACAAAGACAAGGACGCACUUCACAUCAAGGAUGCCGAGAUCUACUUGCUGGACAACAGCUCCGAAAUGGAGAAGGGGCCCAGAUUCGACCGCUUUGGAGAUUUCAGGCAAGAGGUCAAGUUUGUCGGGGAGAUGGAUGCUGCAGUGAAGAAGCUCAUGGGCUAUGGUGUGACCAAGGGCCCCAGAGAACGUGACUUCCUGCUCGUUGACGCCAAAAGGAAGAUUGAGUUCAUGUACCACACUAACUACAUUGCUCCAGAGUCCGGGGACGAGUCCAAGGGCAAAGGCAAAGGUUCUGCGGGUGGGGCCGGCAAGACGACCACCACGUUCUUCCUUCGAUCUUCCGGGCCCGAUGCAGAGAAGAACAUUGACAGCUUUAUUGAAGAAGCGUUGGAGGCAUACAAAAGUCAGAAGGCAAAGUCCGUGGACCGAUCCCGCUAUUUCUUCAUGCCACAGCUGCAGAAGGAGGACUCUGAUUCGAUGGGCAAGGGAUUCAGCAAGGGAGGUUCGCGACACGGCACCUACAAGAAGUAUUUGCUGUCGGAUCACAAGACCUUUGACUGCCUGUAUUUCCCGGAGAAGACGCAGGUCCUGUCUAUGCUUGAUGAUUUCUUGAAGAUGGAAGGCAAGUUUUCCAUUCCUGGAUUUCCAAACAAGUUGGGUUUGUUGUUGCACGGGCCGCCAGGCACGGGGAAGACCAGCCUAAUCAAAAGCAUUGCCCAGUACACCGGGAGACACAUUGUCGACGUGCCCUUGACGAAAGUCAAGACCAAUCAGGAACUGUUUGACAAAAUGUUUGACCUUGUUUUUGCUGUUCCUGGCGAUGAUGAGGCGGUGCGGAUGAGGUUCGACAACAUUGUCUUCGUCAUGGAGGAUGUGGAUGCAGCCUCUAAGGUUGUUUACCGAAGGGCGCCAGCGAAGGAGAAGAAGAAGAAGGCCACGAAGUCCAAAGGCAAAGGGAAGCUGCAUGAGGGCAAAGACAAGGGUGGCUAUAGUGACACCUUUGGCAAGGGCAAAGGCACAAUGUUAGAUGAAGGUGGUUUGCAAGCGAGUCUGGGUGAUGAGCAAUGCAAAGGGACGCGGGCGGAUGGAAAGUGCAAUGAGGUUUCGGGCAAGGGGAAGGGGCUUGCGGAUGGAAAGUCGUCCGAAGGCGACGGAAACUUGGGGGGCAAAGGCAAGGGCGAGAAGCUACUUGCUGAACUGGCACGGAGAGGCCCUCCCCAGCUGAACCGUGCCCAGUCUCACACACUGAGCCUUGUCCGGACGAUCACCAUUGGCACCGAGGCCCCAGAGCCUCCUUCCAUACCGCCUAAGAUGCAGCAACAGGGCGAGAUGGACGAGGAGGAGGGCGAGGAGGAGGAGGAAGAUGAGGAGGAAGAGGAACCCGCUGACAAGUCCAGCGACUCCAUGGAGCAUCUGGCCGCAGCCAUUGGCCGGCUGGGCAAUUCAGGUCAAAACGAGACCACGAGCUUCUCCAGCCGCUUCAGCCGCGAUGCCGAUGAGCUAAAUCUUUCUGGCGUGCUGAACGUCCUGGACGGGGUGGUUGAUUCGCCAGGCCGCAUUCUGAUCAUGACCACGAACCAUCCGGAGAAGCUGGAUCCUGCCUUGAUCCGACCAGGCCGCAUCAACUUUGCGAUCGAACUGGGAUUCAUGAAGGGCGAGUGCUUGUGCCAGCUCGCGGCCCGGCUCAUGCGCGAGGAGCUCACAGAGGCCCAAGCCAAAGAGGCAUGUGAGAUUGCUGAAAAAGGGAAGGUCACGCCCGCCAAAGUGGAGCAGUGUUGUGCUGAAGCCACCAAUGUAGAAGGCCUGCUGCUGGCCUUGAGGAAGAUUGCCGACCUUGAGGUCAAGUGA